Messenger RNA from Theileria annulata, 1701 nucleotides. RefSeq lists its product as uncharacterized. The record is from RefSeq and is a predicted model, not a curated record. Lineage: Eukaryota; Apicomplexa; Aconoidasida; Piroplasmida; Theileriidae. The transcript has a single exon. The coding region runs from base 1 to 1701 and encodes 566 amino acids.
AUGGACUAUUCGCUUCUGGUUUUAGUUAGUACCUGGAUUUUUGGUAUCUACAAUACCCCUACACCUGCACUUUGUAGUUUCCCGUCAUCCUUUUCCCUCAAUUCACUUGAUGAUGAUUCACCACUAAAUAAUGCUUUUUCAUUUAAAGAUGAAGAAUUAAUUGAUUCGUACACCACAAAAAGGUCAAGUGAACUAACUGAACCUGACAGCUCCGGAGAUCCCGAAUUUGUCCCCGGGAAACUUAACGCAAAGUCAGAAUCACCCGAAGUUAUAGCCUCAGUUGAAUCUAUUGUAUUGUCUGAAACCCCAGAUGACGAAACUGUUUCAGAGAAUGACUACACAGAAGACCUUAACAGCGAGGUGGAUCAGAGUGAAAAUGUGACCAGAGAUGAUAACAAUGAAGAUGAAGUUCAGCCAACUCGUUUCUUCGACAAGUUGUCAACAGAGUACUCUGACGACUUUAAGAAGUCAACGGAGGAAGGAAUAGACAUGGACUCUGAGAAGAGCUACACAGUAAGGUCAUUACUCCCAGUGGAUAACCUUCUGGUGCUUACAACGCCAAGUGGAUGCUCCCUCUUGGAUUUCUCAGGAGAAGACGAUGGACUCCAGGUUGUAGAGUUCAACUUUAAGACGUCAGAACUGGAAGAGUGCUCAAAGCUCACUGAAGAUAUAAUCAGGGAAAUGAAUGAACAACUAGCAAGAGAUUUAGUAGCACACAGAAAUAGCCAAGCCACACCAAGAACAAAGAUGGUUGAGAUUUCUGUUCGUGAUCCAAUGAGGAAUCGUCAACUGAAUAUCAAAGAAACACAAGAGGUAUUUUCCAGAUCUGAACCAAGCAAUAAUGAGAAUUUAAGUGACUCAAGUUCAUUCAGGUUUGGAGACGAAGUUGAUGUUACAGAGGAAGAUAGAAAGGAAGCUUUGUUGUUGCUUUCACGUACGUUGGACUUCGACUACUACCCAACUGACGCCGACUCAGUUUACGUCAUGAGCUUCUCUCUGAGCGACAAUGAGGGCCUGGACUCAAACAGAGAACAGUUGUUGAAUGAGUUUUAUCAAUUAUUCAAUACUAAAACUGAGUCGAGAGGAACUGAAGGAGAUAGCAGUGGAAAAACAAUGAAUAAGGAAUCAACGGGAGAGAAGAUGAAUCUCGAGAACAUUUUUAAGAACUUGUCGAGCUAUUCAGAAGAAAAGCUAGAAAAGUUGUUGGAUGAGAUGAAAGCCUUUUUGGAGACUGAUGAAGGUAAGAAGGCUGUGGAAAAGUUCCAGAGUGAAAUGGCUUCAAAGCUAAAGGAGGUUGAGAAGUUGUACAGAGAAGAGUCUGAACUAGGAAAGAAGAUCUUAAGUGACCUAAGCAAGCACGGAGUAGAAAAUGUACAGUGCAGUAAGCUAACUACUGAUGAUUGCACAAGUUAUUCAAAGUGUCAAGUACUCAAAGUGGAUGGCAAGGACGUGUGUUUCGUAUCUCCCAAGACCAUCUAUUGGCUUUUACAGACAAAAUGUGGAUUGCAGUCCAAGGCAGCACUGCUCUCAAUAGCAAGAGACCUUAACAACAUCGGAAUCAUCAGCAACAAGCACGUCAAUAACCUCGAACAGUCUUUCGACCUCAAUAAAAUCUGCAACGCCAUCACACACUCAUAUCUCUCCAAACUCUCCCCAAACCUCACGAACCUAAAUUCCCGCUCCACCAAUUCAAAUAAUUAA